AUGUCGAAGUUACCUGGGGGUGCAGCUGACGAGGCUUUCAGGACCGUCAGUAGCUCCUCGAUUCCUGAAGCGCGCGCUGGCAUCGAUCCCGUGCGACCCGUGCAGCCGGACACCGCUCAAAAUGUUCACGAGAACGUUCCGACGGCCGAUGCGACCCCCGCCCGCGGUGGCUCUGGUUUCGUUGCGCCGGCUCCACCUCCUGCGCACUCCUCCGAUUCAAAAAGUGCACCGCUUGUCCCCGUCCGACCUCCUACAUUGCGAGUCAACAGAUAUGGCAUCGCGCCGUCUGUGUGUCCUCCUUUCGAGGGUAAAGUAGCUGCACAAGACUUGUUCACCUCGAUGGUCAUUACGUCACCCAAUAUGGACUACGUACCGCAAUAUCCCGUCGAGCGCAUCCUCAUCCAGACGUUCUCCGAUGGCCGCUGGGGAGUGCACGAAUACUCCCGGCACCCUCAGAUGCUUCUGCGGGAGAUGAUGCACGUCGCCUGUAUUCCUCGCCAGGACGACGGCGACAUCUCCCGCGCUAUCCUUUGGGCGAACCUGCACCCCACUACCCACUGGAAAGAAGAUCUCGAAACUGGCGUCAAGGGUCUCGGCUACUUGGAUAAGGAUACGAGGAGCGCACUUACCACCGUGGCCGACAUGGUCAGCGCCAAGACGGAGUUCUGCUGCGUCGGCACUGAAGCGACUCGCGCUCACGGCCGCUUGCUCCGCUUGCUUCUCGGGCAGGUAGUCGACAGGAUGACACAGCUACCGUCUCCCCCCGGGAUCGCCAUUGCGGUCGGAGCGCAUGUGCAACGCCUAUGUUUGGAGUUAGAGGGGAUUCUCACCUACCUCAACGUCGUUCAGCCUCGCUUGAACAAUCCUGACGACUUCUCAAAACACGUCCUCCCUGUUCUCGGUUCGUUCGUCCGUGAAGGCACGGACGCACAGACGUGUGUGCGCAUCGGGCUUCCUACGUGGUUCCUCCAGACGUUGACUCACCAAGUUCCGAUAUGGAAGGUCGUCUCCGCAGUCUCCGCCACCCAGACCCUUCCGCCGUCGCAGCCCCCUAUCAUCCAAAAUAACAAGGUCGUCGCUGGAAUUCUGAAUCUCACCGGCAACUGGUUGAGUGUCAUGUCGAUGUCGGUGUCGAAGCAGGUGUGCAGCUCGCGGCUGCCGGAGAUGCCCACGACCGGAGGAGAGUCGCUGGACGUGAGCAAGCGUCCUCGUAGCGACACUCUCGACAUGCGUUCGAAACAUUUGGUGGUGCCCGCCGCAGCAGUCAUGAACUCAGAGGAGCCGCCCAAGAAGAAGAAGAAAGUGCGAGGAGGCAAGCGUGCACGGAAGGGAGCGGGCGCCCCACACGAGGGGAUUGCGAUUUCGAACACGGGCGAGCCUUCGGCGGCUGACGGCGGCACUGGGCAACCUGGAGCCGAAGUCGAUCGGCGAGCGGCGAUUGUCGCUCAUCCGUCACGCUCCCACCCCCUGACGAUCGCAGAGUGGCGUGCAGCGCUCUGGGGCGAUUACGAGGUCCACACGCAUCCGGCCGGCGGUCAGACAGAUGGCGACGUGCGCCGCGCGGAGAAGCGACAGGCGGAGCGGAAUGGAAUCAGCCGCUUGCUUGGCCGCGCCGCCCUCCUCCCCUCGUAUCGUCCGGAUUUCACACCGGAUUUGGCUGGCCUCCCCAUCUCCGCCAUGGAGGCAGCGACGUCGCUCAGCGUUCGCCAUCGGCUUUUAUGGGAGGCCCACGAGAUCAAUUAUCGUUGCGAGCUCAUGGCGCUCGAUACCGCGUUGGUGCAGCGCCCGACGUGGACAGAAAUGAAUCGGUGGGAGAGGGAGGCUCUCGUGUCCAGCGUCUGGGGCUCCCGUUCAUCCGUGGUCAGCGUUAUCCCGCCCGCCGACAUCACCGACGCCCCAUUCUGCUGGACGAGCCCUCCCGAUCCAUCCUGGACCGAGAGUCGGCGGUACCUGACACGUCUUUUGGCAGUAAUGACACGGUGGCCCGAUACGCCUCAGUUCCUGGUCGACGCGGACGUCGAGGAUGAAACCUGCAGUGCGAAUCUGUUCGAAUAUUACCAGCGCGAGGCUGUAGAGUACUACGUACAAUUCAAGAAGCGUAAAGGGAAUAUGAAGCGGGAUAAGAAGGAACUCGCAGUGAAGAAACCUGCCGAGACCGAGGAGGAGUUCGGUGAACGUCUGGACAGUCUGGCAGAGAUAAUGUAUGGUUGGGUUCGUGAUGAACUGCACACCAAAUCCAAGCGCCAGGGUGAACCCGCCGCUGUCGUCCAGAACAUCGCUGUCAUCCCAAUCCCGCCACUUCGUGCGCCUCGCAAACGCAGUGCUUUCGAGAUGUACAUGAAGGAAGCCCCCCGGGACGCCCCCUCCACCGGACGCUAUCCCGUGAAUAAAUUCCGCGAGAGGAACCAAGCGGCGUUCGACGAACUCACGCCGGAGCAAGUGGCCGAGUACGAAAGCAAGGCGGAUGUAUUGAACAAGAAGCUGGCGAGUGAAUGGGCGGCGAAGCAUGCAAGCGAGGACGGGCAACCCACACUGCCCUUAGGUCGGCCGACGCCGUGGCGCAGUGGUUGGACAGCACUUUGGACGCUCUUUACGAGCAACUCAACUGGGGAGGUGCUUUGGUUGUUGGAGGACCAGGCGUGGACGGUGAACCCGUCCAUUACAUGCUUAUGGCUGGAGCAGAGCCGCCAGGGUAUGUCCUGGGCGUCGACGUCACCUGGACGUUGGUCUGACACACCAACAGCGACUGAAUCACAGGUCACGUCGCCGUUCGUCACCGAGGGAGACAGGCUACUACAAGAAUUGCGUGCAGCCAAGAGCUCGGAGUCUAUCUUGCCCCCGCGUGCCGCACGCAAGCGGGCGAAAGCAUUGAGCGAGGCAAGCACAAACGAGGUGCCGCGCCCCGCCGAACCGACCACGCCCUCCCGUAUUUCAACUGCGAAGUCCACGCCGGUGUCGACGCCUCAACGCGACCGACAGGCAUCAAUCGCUAUUCCUCGUGGUUCCUUCACAAUCGUUGAUGUCGAGCAUGACGUUGAUGCACCCUCUGGCGGAGAAGCUGCGCACGGCGUCGGGGGUGACGCCGACCACGCCGCUGCAACAGUCGUCCCGCUUUCCCAAAGUCCGCGCAAGAAGAAGCGCCUUUCAAGGAGGACACGCAAGACCACUGGUCUGAUGCUACCCGUCUCGGAUAUCGCCACCGAGACUCUCGCCGGCUCUCGUGAACCCCGACAGCGGCGAACCAAGAGCCGCCAGGAUAAUGACGACGGAUUGCAGACGCUCACGAGCCGGACUCAACUGCCGACGACGGAGAAGGGAAAGAAGCGGGCGGCUUCGGGGGCCACGAAAGCGGCGAAAAGGGCACGGCGGACUUACCGGAUCUCGAUCCGGAUCGUAGAGAACGAGUUUAUGCGGAAUUUCAUACGUCCCAGUGGAGGCCUUGACGCUGGUCAUGCUCUGCACGUCCUUCGCCGAUGCUUGCCUUGCCAGACCCGCAACCCGCCGUGCGCAUCGUUCUCUGGUUUGCGGCCCCAGAACGAUGUGCCUGCGCGCAUGAAGAUGGAACCUGUCGAUACGAGCAACAACCUGGACGUCUCCAAUAUUGAUUGGAUUAUUGAGGCUUGCGGAGGAGACAGCGCCUUUUGGUGUGAGAUUUGGAGCAUGCAGCAGGCGGGUUGGGAGGUAUACGCCCUAGGCGAUCCCAAGGUGCCUGUGCUGGACUCCCGCGCUGCCAUCCUCAUGCGCGUUGGAGGGGUUGCGCGCUGUCUCAAUUUCGGAGACGAGGUCGAGAUGCUCAAUCGACACUUCAGCAUCGGAUUCCAGAAAUCGCUACAGGGAGACUUCCCCCGCGCAUUCAGCGAGUUCGCCGCGUGGGCUCAGGUCAUCAUCUGGGCCGAGAACGGCGUCAAGCCAGCCAUGUACCAUCUGCCGCUCGAACCUGAUGGUAGUUUUUGUCUGACCUCACAUGCGGCGAUUCGUGCGUUGUGGACGCACCCUUCCGACCCGGAGGGCGAGCUCGUUCUAAACCACAUCGACGUGUGGAUCCCGGAGGAGACGGAGUGGAGAACUCGCCGCAUAGACACUCCGUUUAUGCUGCUUCCGGUGCAUCGCACGCUGUUGAUGAAGAACACGGCGACGUGGUGCACGCUGGACAUGGGCGACGUGCUCGCUCGUUUAGAUGAAGUAGCUCGCGCAGACGGUGCCCCGUGGACGCCGGGAACCCCGAACCUCAAGACCAUUUCGUUCGCUGGAAAACAUCAAAUGACGAGCCGCGACAUAUGUCAGGAGCCCGAGGGUCCUGAAGCGAGCAACACGCGCGCAGCACAAACGUCUGGUAGGGCAUCUCCCUUCAGAGUCCGCCGCAAGGGUCCUAGCAUAAAAGGUCUCUUUUGGCUCCCGCCCACUUCGACACUGACCCUCAUGCGACGCGACGCCCCCCGACGCUACCGACUCUACAAAUACCCUGAUGCGAGGCCCGAGGGCCUCGAUCCCCUCUCCAAGCCGCCACGCUCAGGCUAUACGCCAGAGAUGCGAGCGUUAUGCAAGAAGUAUCGGUACAAAGGGCCCCCGGUACUGCAUCAGUGUCCGGUGUGUAAGUCACCUGUCAAGAAACAGCUGAUGUACGCUCGCGGAUGGGCCGCCGCCGACCAGUACAUUUGUUUAAAAAACUCUGGCAACCAUGACAAGGGAGGAAAGAAGCGUAAGAAGAAACCGCACGCGCACAUCACGCGUCCGGACCAACCGGGGCCUUCGGAUGAGCAGCUUUUGGAGAUCGAGGCGUUGCGAGAGCAGCAGCAUGCCGAUUCGUUGGACCCGGCGGCGCGGGCCAUCUUCGAGCAAGUGGCGGCCGACGAGGCUCUUGCAAGGCGAUUGGCGGCGGCAGACGAAGGGGCUGGGGCGGUGGGACGCAUAGGUGGCACCCCCGUUAGAAAUGACAACAAUAUCUUAGCCGACGAGGCUCUGGCCCGACGACUAGCGGCAGAAGAUGAGAGGCCCGCGGCGGUGGACCGCAUGGAUGACACCCCCUUCAGAAACGCCGCCAAUCGCAACGCGUGCGCUGGACCCUCACCGAAGAAAGGGAAAGGCAAGGCCGCGCCCCCCGCUAAGCGAUCGCGAAGAACCCGCAAUGACAAAGAGGCGCUCCAGGCCCAUGCUCAAGAAGAGAAGCCGUCCGAUGACGAGAGCGCUUCAUCCGAGGAGCAGACCGACGAGUUCACCGACGAAUUCACCGACGAGACGUACACUGACACGUCUGACGACGAGGCGGCUCGUGAUACCGAAAAGGGAGUCCCAUUCGGCCUUGUCCCGUACGUGGACCUUGCCCCGUACGUGGACCCGCCGGUUGAGGCGGGUUGCGCCACGCUACAGGAAGCCAUGUCGGGCCCGGUCCCGUACGUGGAGCUCGAUGAGGACGGGUUACCCGUGCUCGACCCGAACAGCGAGCUCUACGCUAGCGGACAAGACCUGCUGCUCGUGAACGCAGCCCUGGCCGCCUUACGUGCUGAAUCUGGGGUUCCAUCGACCCCUGAUGAAGAUCCGGAGCAAUACGCUGCACGCAAGGCGGCCAAUCUCUGGCCAUGCGAGUUCGAUGAGCUGUUCUUGGUAGAUAAGCUCGGGUUCAAGGAUGUACCUUUGGGAGAGCCCCGCGAAGUCGGCAUACGCUCUCCCAUCACUGCCUUGUUCUUGUGGACGGAGAAUGGGAUGACGCCGACAGUCCUCCGCGUGUCUACCCGCACCGUUGGUAAGCUGUACCUGGAGGACCUAAGUUUCUGCAGGGCGAGCGCGCGCUCCGGGCCGCGUGAAUUCGAGUUCUGGGAACUUGAGUUUGACAGAUGGCAACCCGUUCGAGACGGUUGCAUCGACGUCAACAAAGGCCUGCGCUCGGUCGUUCUCCGGUCGACCAACGCGCAUCAAUGCAUGGACCUGGGGAAGGUCCUGACCGCCAUCUGCACGGUGGGGAUGCCGACCCAGAGGCUAGUCGAUCAGUACGAAUUGGAGGCCUUCCAAGCGGAGAAGCGGAUCCUCAGGCGGGAGCGCGCGGACAAUCGCAUCACCGUGGUGGUGUGGGAACAUGGCGGGUUAGGCCCGUAUGAGGAAACGCUGUACUUGGCUCCGAACCGCCAAUUCCUUCUCUCUCGCGUCCAUGAGCUGAGGAAAUUGGACGCAGCGGUCAAGUUCGAACUCUGGGACCCGGCAACCACGGAAUGGAAGAUAGCGACGAAUUGCACCGGGACGCCUGCGCGCGCGACGCGCGCGACGCGCAUAGGCUCCGCUCUACCGGUGGGCGUGCAGCAACAGCAAAGGCACACUCACAAGGGCGCGCGGGACUUAAGAAGGACGGUUCGGCGCGCGCACGCAGCUCAUGGGUACCCCGACGCGGGAGAUGUCGAAGUGGGCUUCUCUGACUGUUCACUCCGACCAGCAGGCUGGACUGCACAAGUCACUGCGCACGGCCCACGAUGA
Molecule: messenger RNA, 6462 nt
Organism: Trametes versicolor FP-101664 SS1
Lineage: Eukaryota; Fungi; Basidiomycota; Agaricomycetes; Polyporales; Polyporaceae
Exons: 28
Coding region: 1-6462 (2153 amino acids)
Source: RefSeq, a predicted model, not a curated record